Messenger RNA from Kluyveromyces lactis, 1221 nucleotides. RefSeq names its product alpha-1,2-mannosyltransferase KTR1 (gene KTR1). Gene Ontology annotation, biological process: cell wall mannoprotein biosynthetic process; protein O-linked glycosylation; protein N-linked glycosylation. The transcript has a single exon. Gene Ontology annotation, cellular component: Golgi apparatus; membrane. Gene Ontology annotation, molecular function: alpha-1,2-mannosyltransferase activity. Bases 1 to 1221 code for a protein of 406 amino acids. Lineage: Eukaryota; Fungi; Ascomycota; Saccharomycetes; Saccharomycetales; Saccharomycetaceae. The record is from RefSeq and is a predicted model, not a curated record.
AUGAGCGAGACCAGAAUCAAUAAGGAGCGUUCUGCGCGUCUCCUUGGGAUAAUUAUCGUUGCUGCAAUUACCAUCUAUUUGUUGUUCCAAGGUGCUUCAUACAAUGGUGGAUACAGCACUGGUGUGUCAUCUUCGCAGAAUGCAAAUCAGUACGAGACCGUUCGCAUGAAGGGUGAUUCCCGUGUUGUUGUAGACCCAAACACAGGGUUGAAGUACACCACCGUCGAUUCCGGUAAGUACACUGGCUCCAAGGUUAAGGCAACUUUUGUGACUUUGGCACGUAACGGUGAUUUGACAGAAUUAUUGUCAUCUAUUAGGUCUGUUGAAGAUAGAUUCAACAAGAAGUUCCAAUACGAUUGGGUGUUUUUGAACGAUGAAGAGUUCACAGAUGACUUCAAGAAUACAGUUGCUUCUAUGAUUAGUGGUAACGUCAAGUUUGGCCUAAUCCCUGUCGAACACUGGUCCUAUCCAAGCUGGAUCGACCAGGAAAAGGCUGCUCAAGUCAGAGCUGAUAUGAAAGCCAAGAAGAUUAUCUAUGGUCAUUCGGAAUCAUACAGACAUAUGUGUCGUUAUGAAUCAGGAUUCUUCUAUAGACACAAAUUGAUGGAUGAAUACGAGUUCUACUGGCGUGUUGAACCAGGUGUUAAGAUCUACUGUGAUAUCGAUUACGACAUUUUCAAAUUCAUGAAGGAUAACGAUAAGAAGUACGGUUUCACCAUCUCUUUGAGAGAAUACGAAGCUACCAUAGAAACGUUGUGGAAGACCGUUUUCGAAUUUAACCAGGCAAACCCACAAUAUUUGCACAAGAACAACAUGAUGAAGUUCAUCUCAGAUGAUAACGGUGCUUCUUAUAACUUGUGUCAUUUCUGGUCGAACUUCGAAGUCGCAUCCCUAGAACUAUGGAGAAGUGAAGCCUACACAAAGUUCUUCGAUCAUUUGGAUCAUGCUGGUGGGUUCUUCUACGAAAGAUGGGGUGACGCCCCUGUCCAUUCUAUUGCUGCUGCAUUGUUUUUGGACAAGAACCAAAUCCAUCAUUUCAAUGACGUCGGUUACUACCACGUUCCAUUCCAUUCCUGUCCAGUUUCUGAUGCAUUCAGAAGGGAUCACAGAUGUGUCUGCUCCCCAAGUGAUGAUUUCACUUGGAAAUCUUACUCCUGUACUCCACAGUUCUACAACGUUAGAAACUUGAAGAAACCUGAGGGCUGGCAAAACUUCACAUGA